Molecule: messenger RNA, 9898 nt
Organism: Podarcis lilfordi (Lilford's wall lizard)
Lineage: Eukaryota; Metazoa; Chordata; Lepidosauria; Squamata; Lacertidae
Source: the annotation of a GenBank genome assembly
CCCAGCAGAGGAUGGAGCAACUGACUCUGGUGGAGGCCAUCUUGGGUUAUCCUCUUCCCAUUGGAUUUGAGGGUGCCGCAAUUUGCCCCCCCCCAGCCACUGCCAGAGGCUGUUGUGUGACCUCUUGCCUCUCAGAGAGGUGGUCUUCUUGGCGGUUCCCCCUGAGCCAGCUCCCCGCUGGCCACAGGUGUCCUCAGUUGAACUGGGAGGCAGCAGAAGCUCUGGCACAGCUGAGCACAAGAGUCUGGCUGGUCAGACUGAGCGACUCGGAAGGCGGACUCUGUUGACACUUGAGGAGGGCCUCGUUUCCCUUCCCUGCUCCUGGAGCACUUCUUAACGGAGGCCUGUUUCACACCAGCAGGUGGGUCUGCUGGCUGCGUCUGUUAAGAUAGCGAUGGGGAACCUGUGACCUUCCAGAUGUGGUUGGAUCACAACUGGUGGACACCCAACGAAGCUGAGCAUUGGGAGACUCAGCACAGCAUUGUCCUAUGGAACUCCCUCCCACUGGAGGCAGGGAUGGCCACCAACUAGGAUGGCUUGAAAAGAGGAUUGGACAAAUUCAUGGAGGGCUCUUCUUAGGUUCUUCAUCCCUGACAGAUGGCCAUCCAACCUCUGCUUAAAAACCUCCAGGGAAGGAGAGUCCACCACCUUCCAAGGGAGUCCAUUCCAUUGCUGAACAGCUCUUACAAUUGGUUGUGUCCUUCCCUUCCCAGCCCAUCACCAUAAGGUUCCAGAGCAGUCAACAGCAGUGUAGACAUAUAUUAAGAUCACCCAACAGGGAGAAGGAUGUUCUUCUAGGAGCUUGUCCUCCUCUCGAGUAGGACCCUGGCAGAGACACAUGCCCGAUUGGCAUGUUCCCUCCCUCCUGCUCGAUCGUUCAGGAGCUUCAAAAGCUUUCUUCAGCCCGAACAUCACAGCGACCAAUGCCAACCAACACCGGUACACUUAGGGAUGCGCAGAGUCUUUGCAGCUUGCGUAACAGACCUCAGUAACUUAGCAUUUUGGCUAAUCUACUUUAUUUACAUAUAAAGACACACGGAGCACUGCAACAUGGCUCCCUCUCUCUCUAGCAUCAGACAGCAAAGAGAAAGAACAAAGGACAAUAGUCCAACUUCACAGAACACAGGAACACAAACAUCCUAUCUCCAUCACUUCCCACUUUGUGGAGUCAAAACACAAAAUACACCGUCAUGUGAAAGACAACAAUCCCAUGACUGCAAUCAUGGAGCAGGAAUUCUAACAGAUAGGGGCAGCUGAACCCUAAAGAGAUGGGUGCAAUCUCCUAGUGGAGAUGUCUACCCCAUUAGGCUGGCGUUCCACUUCAUGGGAAAGGCAGGGCAGGGCAAGGCGGGGGAUAUUCCCACUUCUUGGGUGCAGUUGACCCAAGUAUUUGGUGUCCUCAGGAGCUUCUGCUGUGGCCAUGGAGUCUCUGUUGACUGAGAUGUACAGCCUCAAUUCCCCCAAAGCCCCCACUGCCCAGUCCAUGUCAGAGAGGAGAGAGAUGGUGUCUGGGCUACGCUGGGACAGAAGAGACAACUGCAAAGCCAAGAGGGGAGACCACGCCUACCAGGUCAGUAGACCUACGCUGGUUGCAAGUUCAAGGUGUCAGUGUUAGUAUAGGUAAAAGGUAAGGUAAGGUAAAGGACCCCUGGAUGGUUAAGUCCAGUCAAAGGCAACUAUGGGGUUGCGGUGCUCAUCUCACUUUCAGGCCGAGGGAGCCGGCGUUUGUCCACAGACAGCUUUCUGGGCCCUGUGGCCAGCAGGACUAAACCGCCUCUGGCGCAACGGAACACCGUGACAGAAACCAGAGCGCACGGAAAUGCCGUUUACCUUCCUGCCACAGCGGUACCUAUUUAUCUACUUGCACUGGUGUGCUUUCGAACUGUUAGGUUGGCAGGAGCUGGGACAGAGCAGCAGGAGCUCACCCCGUCACAGGGAUUCGAACCACGACCUUCUGAUCGGCAAGCCCAAGAGGCUCAGUGGUUUAGACCACAGCACCACCCACAUCCCUACACUGGCGGAGGAAGAAGGGAGCGGGGGGAGCAUACCGCCCCCAGCAGCGUGAUCCUGGGGGGGGUGUGCCAUCACGGCUGCUCCCCCUGCCCGCCCUGGAUGCCAUGCCCCUGCAGGCGAUGGGCCACGCCCCCAGGACAUGCACCAACCACGCCCCUGCCUGCUUUCCACCUCCCAAUGCCAGAGCAUGAAGCUCCACCACUGUGUCCCUAUAGUGUUAGUAUAUACAGUGGUACCUCUGGUUAAGAACUUAAUUUGUUUGGAGGUCUGUUCUUAACCUGAAACUGUUCUUAACCUGAAGCACCACUUUAGCUAAUGGGGCCUCCUGCUGCUGCCACACUGUCGGUGCACGAUUUCUGUUCUCAUCCUGAAGCAAAGUUCUUAACCCGAGGUAUUUCUGGGUUAGCGGAGUCUGUAAGCUGAAGCAUCUGUUACCUGAGGUACCACUGUAAAGCCUUGAGCAACUUGGGACCAGUUUGCCUGCGAAAUCGCCUUACCCCGAGUGUGCCUACUCGACUGCUGCAAUCGGCAGAAUUGGCACUACUGCAAAUGCCGCUCAAUACCCAUUUUAGUGUGGCAUCUCCCACACUUUUGAACUCCCUGCCUGUUGAUACCAGGCAGGCGACUUCGCUACUCCCUAAAAACAGAUGGCGCAGUCCAGAUGAACCUCUGUUUUCUCCAUAUCUGCCCCCAGAAAAAGCAGCAGCAGCUGGAAGCCGGAGCGCGUGAGGAUCCAUUGGCGCAAGGAGCGGAAUAUGUGGAGCAGGUAGGGCCAAGGACGGGAAAGCCUUGCGGACUUUGUGCCCUCCAACCACACAAACACACACACGGCCUUACAAGGGUCCCAACCUUCUCUUUUUUUGUGCAUGUGUGUGUUUUUGUUUAUUAUUUUUUUAACAUAUCAUUUUCAACAAUAAUUAAAUAUACUUUUACAUCUUAUUCAAAGUUUUGACUUCCAUCAAUCCUGUCUGAAAAUUUUCCAAUCUAAUCGCUCAGUAUGCAUUUCUUUAUUUUCCCUAUUACAUUUCAAACUUAUAACCAAUAUCACUAUCUUUUUCUAGUUUUUAACACUUCGUAUAUUUCUCCUUACAAAACUUCUUGUAAUCCUACUAGCGUAAUUUGUUGAUUACAGUUGCUCUUCAAAUAAUUCAUAUACUUCUUCCAAUCUUCUGUAAAUCUCUGGUCCCGCAGGUUUCGAAUCCUUCCUGUCAUUUUGUCCAAUUCUGCGUAGUCCAUUAAUUUUGUCUGCCAUUCUUCUUUCGUCAGAAUUUCUUCUUGUUUCCAUUUCUGGGCUUACAAUGCUCUUGCCGCAGUUGUUGCAUAUAAAAACAAUUUAACAUCUUGCCUAUUAAUGUCCUGACCUAUAAUACCAAGUAAAAAUGCUUCUGGUUUUUUAAAAAAUGUAUAUUUCAACAUCUUUUUCAUCUCAUUAUAUAUCAUUUCCCAGAAGUUCUUUACUUUUUUACAUUUCCACCACAUAUGAUAAAAUGUUCCUUCUUUUUCUUUACAUUUCCAACCUCCUCCAUCGUUUCAUCCGCAGAGCAGCCAGAAGGUGAAGAGGCCUCUGCAGCAGGAAGCAAAAGGAGAAAAGUGCCGCCUUCAGGCAAGUGGGCAAUUCUGAAGCCAGGUAAAGGAUGUCUGGAGGUGGUGGUGGUGGAGGGAACAGCUGAACCACAAGGACACAAGGAGAGCCUUCUGGAUCAGGCCAGUGGCCCAUCACACAGGGACCAACCGCAAGCCUCAAUGGGAAACCAGCAAGCACUCAAACCUUCUCCUGGCCUGAGGAUUCUAGCAGCUGGUAUUGAUGGUACGGUCAGUGGAUGCCUCCACAGUCAGAGGCAGAAAUGCUUCUGAACAUGGCACAGCAUGGAGUGGGGGGUAGACUCAGGGACUUUUUUUUGAGGGACACAACCAGGUUCCCCCGUGGCAGGUGUUGUAAACAAAAAACUGCCCUUUCCCCCUUAUGGGGUAUCCAAGAGCCCGUACAGAGUCCUUACGUAGGUUCCCUAUUGGUAGGAGAAAAUAAGAGAGGCCAACCAGUCUUCGAGUGGGUGUUUGAUUUUCGUUGUUGUGUAUACUGUGUAUAUACGGACAAUGACAAUAAAUUUAUCUACAUCUACAUCUACAUCUAAUAUUGGGAAGCAAAGCAGCUAGUAAGCCUGAUCUUUAUUGAUCUGUUGCAACAGGGUCUCCCCUCACAAGCAGGAAAGGAGGAGGAACCCAGAACAAAGGUGUCCCCACCCUUAUAUAGACAUUUUAAAUUCCCUCCCUGGAGUCCAAGACCACCCACAGAAACAUCAUACAUACAUCACAGAAGGGGUGUAGCUCAAGACCCCCCCCCCGAUACAUCAUACUUACAUCACAGAAAGGGUGGUCUACAGCAGAAAUCUGAGUGCUUUGUUUACCUCCUGUCUGCCAGGUUACCUGUUUAAUGGUCACUUGAUUGGAUUGCCUGGGGAGCCUGGCCAGUCUUUUGCAAUGAUAAAUACUUAGUUCCUGAGCCAGGUCACAGCCUCAUACCCUAUUCAUAUCUUAAGAAGGAUUUGUGAAGGAAAAGACAAUGGGGAGGCUUUUCCAUUUUCCUUUGACUUUGCAGAGAAAACAUCCUGGAAGGAAGAACGGCAAAAGAGGCUUGAGCCCAGAAGUCAGCCUCUUUUCUUUUGGCCUUAGGCCCACCCCCGGCCGGCCGUCCAUUGUCCUCCCUGGCCGAGGGCGGGUCAAAGGCCAGCUCAAGCAGGUGGGUGGCACCGGCCCAGGUGAGCCUCGCUCGGUGCCGCAAACCCCGCCCACCUGUGGGGAAGGGAGGGUGGAUAUUCCUUUGACCUUGCAGAGAAAACAUUUGCUCAGUUUGGGAAUCAAAAUGGUUCCAGGUCGGUCUUCCUGUGCUGAUCUAUGUACGUGCUUGGUUGGUACACUUAUGAACAUUGAACAUAUAUCUAAGACCUCAAAAUUCCUAUCACACAGGCUGCCUCAUCGAGGGAAGCUGCGCCCGGGCCCAGCCUUCAGGGCUCCUUCUCCUUACGGCCACCCCUGGGCCAGCCAAAAGGGAAGUGGAGGCCAGUUGGCUGCAGCUCCACUUCUGCAUCAAACCUGCCCCCAGGGGCAGAAGCUGUGGAAAGGAGGACAGGCAGAGCAGUGGCUUUGCUGCCCCUCUCCUCUGCUGGGCUCCGGUGCAUGAGUGUGCCCCAUGGCAUGCCCACUUCCCCGAUGGGCAUGCACAGAGCCCGGCAAGCGAACCCACCCUGCACGGCAGUAGGAGAUGUUCUGCCCCUGCUCCUGAAUACCAGUUGCUGGAACCCACAGGAGGGGAGAAUGUUGCUCUUAUGCUCAGUCUCCCAUAAUGGCAGCUGUUUAGCCACUGUGAGAACAGGAUGCUGGUCUAGAUGGGCUGUGGGCCUGAUCCUGCAGGCUCUUCUUGUGUUCUUAUUGUGGGAUUGUUGGCAAUGCAAUGGAGCUAGGCGGCUCGGCUGAUGACGAUGCCUGAGAUGCUGUGUGCAUUCAUGUGUGUGUGUGGUGUGGUCAAUACAGCAACGCUGACUCUCUUUCCUGCAGGGUGGAGACCUCAUUCGGCAAGAGGAAGGGCUGGAGUCUAAUGGCUGGAGGCUGGACUGGGAGUCAGAGUCGGUCCACGAAGAGUGAGUACAGAAGCAUUUCUAGGGUCCAGCAGCAGCCUCCUUGCUGGCCGGGCCAAGCCAAGCCUCCUCUUUGGAGCAGCUUGGAGCACCUUGCCGUAAGGGUGUCACCUGCAUCUGGAAGGUGCAAAGGAGACCUGUAGCUUAGCAACAAGCAUCUCUCUCUGCCCCUCUUCCCCCUCCAUCCUUGGCCUGCCACACCAACUCCAGGGGCACACAAUCUUCAGGUCUGAUCUUCACCUGGGCCAAACACUCCUCCUCCUCCUCCUCCUCCUCCUCCUUUAUUUAAUUUGUAUACAGUGGUACCUCGGGUUAAGUACUUAAUUCAUUCCGGAGGUCCAUUCUUAACCUGAAACUGUUCUUAACCUGAAGCACCACGUUAGCUAAUGGGGCCUCCUGCUGCCGCUGCGCCGCCAGAGCACGAUUUCUGUUCUCAUCCUGAAGCAAAGUUCUUAACCCGAGGUAAUAUUUCUGGGUUAGUGGAGUCUGUAACCUGAAGCGUAUGUAACCCGAGGUACCACUGUAUCACCCUUCAUCCAAAGAUCACAGGGUGGUUCAGAACAUAAACUAGACACUACACUAAAUGUGUUACUGUCAGUGCUUUUUUCCUGGGGGGACACGGGUACGCAUACCCCUAAACAUGUUGUGAAUCUAAGUUUGGCCUCAUUGAGGUACCGUAUUUCAAUAUGAGUAGGAAAAUGAGAGUACUGCUAAACAUUUUUUUAAGAAAUAAAAAAACACUGGUUAUUGUCAUCAUCAUAAUCAUUUAAUAAAUUUAUUAGCCGCUUUAUUGCAACCAAGGAAACGAACGAACGAACAAAAAUGCCACUGUACUGUAUUUUAAUAUUUUGUUGGAAGCUGCCCAGAGUGGCUGGGGAUGCCCGACCAGUUGGGGGGGGGUAUAAGUAAUAAAUUAUUAUUAUUAGUAGUAGUAGUAGUAGUAGUAUUACUAGCCAGGAUGGCUGUGCUCUGCCUCCGCGGUCAAGGCAGCAACGCUUCUGAAAACCGGUUCCUGGAAACCACAGAAGAAAAGAGCCCUUUUGUGCUUGGAUCCUGCCCAAGUAUUUCCCACAGGCUUCUGACUGACCCCUGUGAGAACUAGAUAAGCUACUGGUCUGGCCUAUCCUGUCUCUUGCUUCUCAGGGGCCUGGGACCACCUUCCUUUCCCUCCUGCAGGUCUUCUCUCUCCCCCAGGUGGGAGCCUCUCUGCUCAGCGGCCUGGAUCUCCACCCCCCUUCCUUUUCUCUCUUGCAGGAUUUAUUGGGGCUGCUUCUACUUCUUCCCUUGGCUUAGGAUGUGCAGGAGAGACAAAAGGGUGCAGCCGUGACAAGGUACGUCAGCGCAGCAGAGAUGGGAUGUGUGGUCAGCCAAAGCAGGUGGAGGUGGUCAGCAACUGGUCAUUCGCCUUGCAGGGUUUUGGUCUAUCUGGAAAUAAUGUCACUGGUGAUCAAACCUGAGGCUUAUGCAUGCAAAGUCGCUGCUCUGGCUCUGCGGCUGAGGCUCUUCACUCCCCCACGCCCAAAAAAGAGGUCUUGGUGGCACGAUAGAAACUGCACCCAAAGUCCGGCUGAGUGUGCUUCAGCAGCAGAAAGGCAGCUUCACAACAUUCGCUAGGAAAUGAUCUCUGGAAGUAGCAGAAAACCACCGUAAGAAUAGAAAUUUAAACGUGUAUAGUUCUGGUAAUCCCAUACAGUGGUACCUCGUGCAGAUAUUUAAUUUUUAAAAAAGGAUUAGAAGAACUACUGAAAGGGACACGGGUGGCGCUGUGGGUUAAACCACUGAGCCUAGGACUUGCCGAUCAGAAGGUCGGCGGUUCGAAUCCCCGCGACGGAGUGAGCUCCCGUUGCUCGGUCCCUGCUCCUGCCAACCUAGCAGUUUGAAAGCAAAAAGUGCAAGUAGAUAAAUAGGUACCACUCCAGAGGGAAGGUAAACGGCAUUUCCCUGCGCUGCUCUGGUUCUCCAGAAGCGGCUUAGUCAUGCUGGCCACAUGACCUGGAAGCUGUACGCCGGCUCCCUUGGCCAGUAAAGAGAGAUGAGCGCCGCAACCCCAGAGUCGGCCACGACUGGACCUAAUGGUCAGGGGUCCCUUUACCUUUACCUUUAGAACUACUGAUGGUACCUUUCCCUUAAAACAGGAGUCAGCAAACUUUUUCAGUUGUGGGCCAGUCCACUGUCCCUCAGACCUUGUGGGGGGCCAGACUAUAUUUUUUUUGGGGGGGGGAUGAACGAAUUCCUAUGCCCCACAAAUAACCCAGAGAUGCAUUUUAAAUAAAAGCACACAUUCUACUCAUGUAAAAACACCAGGCAGGCCCCACAAAUAACCCAGAGAUGUAUUUUAAUUGAAAAGACACAUUCUACUCGUGUAAAAACACGCUGAUUCCUGGACGGUCCGCGGGCCGGAUUGAGAAGGCAAUUGGGCUGGAGACAGCCCCCGGGCCUGCGUUUGCCUACCCAUGCAUUAAAAGUUCAACUAAGGGCUUGUCUCCGCUUCCACUUUCUCCGCCACUUUCCCCUGGGAAGAGCCCUAAAUUGCCUUCCUUGUGAAGAUCCCCUUAAGCAGUUAAAGAGGUUUUUAGCUUUAACUUAGAAGAAGGAAGAUGAGCUCUGCUCUCCCCUUUAAAGGACUCUCGUUUGGAAGGGGAGCUCAAAUUCCGCCAGGCGUGGUUUGACUCAUGAGCAGGGAGUCAAUUCCGGUGUCAUCCAUCAUGUUUAGUGUUGCUUUCGCAAGAGCACUGAGUUCGUGAGCAUGCAUGAAGCUGUGUUGCUUUGCAACCUGAGAUCCUUUUAACUGGAUAUGCCAUGGGGGAGCCUUCGCAUGCCAACGCAUGUUCCCUGCCACCGAACUCUGGGCCUCCUCCUCUGAUCUUGGCUUUGUUUCGAAAACCCAAGAGGGAGCGAAACAAGCCGGCGCAAAGGCGAGGCAAGGGGUUACGAUUUCACAGUGCGUGGGGGGCGAGAUCAGCUGUGAAAUUGAAUCUCCUCCCAGUAGCAAAUGUGCCUAGACAGAUCGCCCAGCCCCAGAGCCACGGCUGCUCCCCUCUGCACUUGGAACGACCAGAGGGCACGAACUUUACGGAAAAAGGCCGUAGAGCAACUGCUUUGCAUGCAGAAGGUUCCAGGUUCAAUCCUGCCAUCUCCAAGCGGGGUCAGGUAAAACUCCUCACCCGCUGGAAGAGUCAGGAUAAAAUAAAGUAUUUCUUCAUGCCAGGGGUGUAAUGCUCUUUGCCAGGCUGAUGCCAGGCGGGUGCUCACACACUGGGCAGGGGUAGGGCAUGGGUGUGGGUGUGUGAAGAGCAUCCAGUGCAGUCACCUGGCCCUUGCCACUGAUGGCCAGCAGGGCAUGAUCUCUGCAGGGGUGUCUGGUUUGCGCCUGCCAAGAGUCUGGCUCCUCACGCUAAGCCACUGCUUCAUGCAGAGCAUCAUUAGACAGUGGAACUCCCUCCCACAAGAGGCAGGGAUGGCCACAAGGCUGGAUGGCUUUAAAAGAGGAUGGGGAAAAUUCUUGGAGGACGAAAGGGCUACGGAUGGCUUCUAGCCAGGAUGGCCGUACUCUGCCUCUACAGUUGGAGGCAGUAAUGUUUCUGAUUCUGAGUUGCUGGAAACUAUGGGAGAAGAGAUUGCCCUUGUGUUUGAAUCCUGCUUGGUUUCCCAGAAGAGGCAUCUGGUCAGCCGCUGGGAGAACAGGAUGCUGGAUCAGUUCUUACAAAACCACGGAGCGCCUCUGCCAGCCAGUGUAGGGAAUAUUGAGCUAGAUGGAGGAGAUUCUGUGUAAGGCAGCUUCCUCUCCUCCUCCGUUUGUGAGUCUCCCCACAACCGCCUUCCAGAGCCAGCUCCAAGGCAGACACCAGCAAGGAGAGACCACAGCCAGGCUGGACGCAAAGGGGCUGGGAAUGGCUCUGGCUGGGGCUGAUGUCAGCUGUCGUCCAAAGCAGCUGGAGGGCGCCUGUUUGGGGAAGCCUGCUCUGGGGUGUGGGCCUCAUGCUUGACGGGGCGAAAGAUGGCUUUGCGCUCCUCUCAUCUUUCUUGCCUUUUCCUCCCUCCAGUUGACCCCAGGCAGGGGGCGCUUCCUGUGAUGUUUUCCCUGCUGCCAGGACCCCGGUUUCACCCCAUCACUCCCUCCCCCCAAAUAUGCCCCCUAUCUUUAGCCAGAUCCCGAAGGAUGCAACACAAGCCUCUAUUUGCCCUGCCCAGCGCUGGCCGCCCAGAUAUAUCCCAGUUGCUGUUCUUUGGAAGGACUGAAAUCUGCAACACCC